This is a messenger RNA of Cylas formicarius (sweet potato weevil), 1242 nucleotides long. Its product is annotated as androgen-dependent TFPI-regulating protein-like. The coding region runs from base 449 to 1180 and encodes 243 amino acids. The record is from RefSeq and is a predicted model, not a curated record. NCBI's taxonomy places the organism in Eukaryota, Metazoa, Arthropoda, Insecta, Coleoptera, Brentidae. Gene Ontology annotation, cellular component: endomembrane system; membrane. The transcript has 4 exons.
CCGCAUUAAAUAUAAUGAUUUCUGGGCGAUGCGAACAGUUUGGAACAGUAUUUUGUUUUGAAUGAAAAACGAACAUAUCAGACCGGGGUACGCUGAAUAUGAAGUUAAACGUAUUUUAUAAUUGAAAUCUGUGUUUUACUGGGGGUCUCGAAUUUGACUCUCAGAUCGCGAUCUCUACGAAGUCGAUAAAAAGUAAAGUGCUGUGAGACAGAUGUUUCUGGGAUAAUUUUGUAGCGAACUAUAAUACCACAAUAUAACAGAACGGACUAUUGCUAUAAGAUCUUCAAUUUCUUCUGUCUUUGAUAACCACCAUUGCCACAAUUACGCAUUACCAUGUCCUGUGAGAGUCGAAUUUAGAACAUCCGACCAUUUUAAAUAAUGCAGCGAGUUAUAGGUGUUUGGUUUGUUUAUUUAUUUUUCUAAGUUGUACAUUUAAUUGCAGCCCGAUAUGAUUAAUACUAGAAAUAUUUUGAGUGCGACUUUUCACGUGAUUGCACUUAUUCACAAUGUACAUGCAAUAGGUUAUUGCCAUUUCAGUUUUAAAGAAAAUGUUGAAGAAGAUGAUGGGGUCGACCAACGUAUCCUAGAUAUGAAAAAUUUCGGAAUGUUAUUUUUUACUAGCUGGAAUAUGAUUAUUCAAAUAUUAUAUUUUUCUCUAGCAGUAUUAUCCGAUAUCCUUAGGUUUUCGUAUUCGAAAUCCACACUAAUUGAAAAAAUCUUGCGACUCAGAGGUUAUUUCUAUACGAGCAUGCUUUUUCCAUGUUCGAUAUUUGUUUGUACUAUGUUCUGGGGUGUUUAUUCAAUCAACAGAGAGUGGGUUCUUCCUUCGGUUUUGGAUAAGUAUGUUCCCGAUUGGCUCAAUCACUGCCUGCAUACAAACAUUAUAAUAUUUCUUACAAUAGAAGUAUUACUAGUUAAUCAGUUUAUACCGAGUUAUAAAUCGUCAUUGCUAGGACUGACUGUUUUAACAUUAAUUUACGAUACUAUAUUUUUCGCAACAUACUUUUUACGUGGUCGGUGGAUUUAUGGAAUAUUUCAUUUUUUGAGCUGGCCAGAAAGGAUAUUUUUCAUGUUGUUUAAUUAUUUGAUAGUGCUUAUGACUAUGAGGAUCGGCAUUGUGAUUGAAAAUUUCAAAUACAACCAAUUGACCAAGAAUAAAAAAUAUACGUCAAAUUCUUAAUCUCGUAAUAUAAUUUCAAAUUAUGUAUUAUAUUAUAACUUUAAUUAAAAAAAUAAAAAUUG